This is a messenger RNA of Chrysemys picta bellii (western painted turtle), 2732 nucleotides long. RefSeq names its product ring finger protein 128 (gene RNF128). Lineage: Eukaryota; Metazoa; Chordata; Testudines; Emydidae. The record is from RefSeq and is a predicted model, not a curated record.
GCGUGGGCGGGCCCGGCGGCGCAGUGAGGUGCUGAGGUCCUGGGCGCGCGGCGGCUCAGUGGCUGCAGCUCACGGGCCCUGCGGGUGGCAUGCUGUCCUCGGCCGCGCUGCUGGCGCUGGGCGCGCUGCUGUGGCUGGGCCCGCAGCCCCCGGGCGGGGCGGCCGCCGCUCAGGCCAUGUGGACCGCCUGGCUGAACGUGUCGUGGCGGGAGCCCGGCGGCGGGAACCGCAGUGGCUGGAACGCGAGCGAGAGCGGCCUCUUCGGGCAGGACUCGCCGCUGCAGCGGGCGGCCGGGCUGCUGGUGCAGCCCGACGGGCCCGACGGCCUCAACGCCUGCAGCCCGUUCACCAACUUCAGCGAGGCGGGCGCCGGCCAGGCCUGGCUCGCCCUCAUCCAGCGCGGCGGCGGCUGCACCUUCGCCGACAAGAUCCGCCUGGCGGCCGAGCGCGGCGCGGCGGGGGCCGUGAUCUACAACUACCGGGGCACGGGCAAGGAGGUGCUGACCAUGUCGCACCCGGGGGCAGGAGACAUUGUUGCAAUUAUGAUCAGCAAUCUGCAAGGCCUGGACAUCUUACGCCGGAUUGAGAAGGGCUUUCAAGUGACUAUGGUUAUUGAAGUAGGGAAAAAGCAUGCACCCUGGAUGAAUCACUAUUCAAUCUUCUUUGUCUCAGUGUCGUUUUUCAUUGUCACAGCAGCAACUGUGGGCUACUUCAUAUUUUAUUCUGCUAGAAGAUUCAGGGUUGCAAGAGCUCAGAACAGGAGAGAGAGACAAUUAAAAGCAGAUGCCAAAAAAGCUAUUGGACAGCUACAACUGCGCACGUUAAAACAGGGGGACAAGGAAAUUGGUCCUGAUGGCGAUAGCUGUGCAGUGUGCAUUGAAGUAUACAAACCAAAUGAUGUAGUGCGUAUUUUAACUUGCAACCAUCUCUUCCACAAGACUUGUAUUGAUCCCUGGUUGUUAGAACACAGGACGUGUCCUAUGUGCAAAUUGGACAUACUCAAAGCUUUGGGAAUUGAGGUGGAUAUAGAAGAUGGAGCAGAGUCUUUCCAGACCACGGUGUCCAAUGAAGCAUCGAAUAGAGCUUCACUUAAUGAAGAGGAUAAUCGUAGUGAGACUGCAUCAUCUGGCUAUGCUUCAGUGCAAGGCACAGAUGAGCCGACUCUAGAACAUGCAUCUUCAGAGCAUGACAAUCUGCAUCUCGUAAACAAUGAGUCCCAGUCUCCAGCAGUGGAGGUCCUUCCUCACCUUGACAACCCAAGCUUUGAAGCAGAUGAAACACGCGUUCAAGAAAUCAAAUCCUAAAAAUCUGUCAAGCAAUGUGGAAUCUGAACCCUUUGUAGCAAACUGCCAAUUGUGGUCGUUAUGUACGUCAAACAGUAUAACAAAUGAACUACUCUGUAGCAGCAAUGUUGCAUUGGAAAUAUUGGGAUGAAAUGAAAUUUUUUUAAUAGAUCACAAUUACAUGGCUUGAAAACUUAACCUUCUUCUAAUUUAAACCUUUUUAUCUUCCGUAUGGAAUUUAGUGCAAGUAUUCUUCAGAUAAAACUCUCAAAGGAACGUAUGAAGAAAACCAUCUGAUUUUAACAUUGAACCAAACCUUCCUAACCCAGCCAGUCUUGUGCAGCGACAUUUCCAUUCAGCCUGUGAAAACACGCUGCUUUUUUUAAAAUAUUGUACUAUGCGGAUUCUCCUGUAGUAGCUGUCUCUGUUGGGAAUUGUUUGAUUUGGAGCUCAUAGAUUUAAUAUAAAGAUCAAUUUUGAUCUGGUUGUAAUAGAAAUCUAUCUGGACUUAAUUGUUUUAUGUAAAGCAAUGAUCAUGUUAACUGUCACUGCACCAAAUUAAUAGGACAGAAUUACAAACUAAAUACUUAUCAACCUUCCCCUGCCCCACAAAUAUUUUUGUGGAAUAUUAAACCUAUUUCAGAUGAGGUAAAGGUUCUAAUCCAUCAUAUAAUGCAACAUAUAUUCGUAAACCUAUUUGAAGGGUUUUAAAUAACAGGUCAAGUCUGACUUGCACAAUAUUGUAAAGGGAACAAUUCCAGAAGUGCUGUUUGUUUGUUUUGUUUUAAAUACCCUAUUCACUUUCUCAAACUUAUAACUUGUGAAUUAGUGGACUGUUAAAUGGAGUCUGAAGGCUAUCCUAUGGCUCAGGGGUUGUAUAAAUAGCUGCAACACCAGCAAUGUUUGCUAGUCCACACUUUGUGGGAGUCUGAAAUGCUGAAGACUGUCAACUGAGGGUGAAGGUCUACAAACACUGAAUAGAACAUGGUAAGGCAACAGGUUGUAAAGAGUGCUACUGAAUAUUGGGGGGGGGGAGAGAGGUUGCAUAGUUUAGCAAACUGGAUAAAAUUGCAAUGACUCAACUGAUAUCCUGUAAAUGAAGCUAUAAAUUAUUGCUGAGUUUUCUAAUAUUUGGGAAGAGUGGAACACAAGGGUGCCUUAGUACAAAGUCUAGAGCCUCAUCCACCAAAGUUAACUAAGUACAUCUAUAAUGCACUUUAUUUUUAUUUUGUGUCUUUAUUCUUUAUUCUGUGGUUUUGUUCCUAAUACUAAUGCUAACAGAAUUUAGUCUAAAGAACAGCAAUAAUGUACUACUGUUGAAUCUCUUGGGAGAAAACAAUGCAUUUUCUUACUUCUGUGUAGUAUGAUUAAAAAUGUUGUAAAUAUUUCAUGAUUUGUACCGAAUUUCUUUGAAUAUGAAAAUGUAAAUAAAACUAUAUUCAAAUGGCC